CUGUAAUAGUGUAUUGUAGCCUGAUGAUGUCUCUUUUAAUUACCGACUAAACAUUUUACAAUAUUUACAUUUAUCUGGAUCUCACCAGAGAACAUCAUGGCCAGCUCAGAACCAGGUGAAGUACCGAAGGAAGAGCUGAUGUACAAGUCAUUGCUGAGGACAGUACUGCGGCAGCAGAUUCAGCUCCUGGUUGAACAGUUGAGUGAGAAAGUAGGGGAGGAAACUGUGGUAUUGUCUGCCAGUGUUGCAGAUGGAGAGUUGUCCCAUCUUGGAUCAAAAUAUGGUCGAAUUUUCAUUGAAAAGGAAGACUGGUUUAAAAAGAAGUUCCAGGCAUUUUGUUGCAAUGGUUCUCUCAGUGACAUACCAGUGCAGCAUUUAAAUGAGACUCCAAUGGCAGGUGACCCUAAACCUCACAACCAGACCUUGUCAAACCCUAGACCUCAUGGUAACAGAAGUGAACUAGCAGAGAAAAUUAACCCUGGUAAUAAAAAUGAACUAAUAGAACAGGUAAACAAGAAACAUUAUUUAGCAGAAUCUGUAAAUGAGAACAUAAAAACUUAUUUUCACUCAAAAGAAACGGAUGCAGCAUGUGACAUUGAUCCCCCGGCUAAAGUAAGGAAAUUACAUCAUGAAGCAGACAAAACUUGGCAGUUUAAUACAGAAAUGUUGAAAAUUCCAGAUCUGUCCCAGGCUAAUUCAGAUUUCAUGAAGAAAUUGAACUCUGCUGUUGGCAUACCUCUGCCCAAAAGUUCAGAGGGUGAUUCAAAUAGCAAUGGCCAGGAAGAGCAAAGUUUUCAGUCCCCAAACGAUGAACUUGAUGUGGAUACGUCAAUAGUAAAGGUGGAAAAGGAGGUUGAUGAAAUGACGGACAGAUAUUGCACUGAUAGGAUGAUGGAGCAAUACAAGAUGAACAUGCAGAGGUUUGCUGACAGUGGUUCUGUGUUUCAUUUUAAUGAUGUGCAAUUUCCAAGUGUUCAUUCAUUGGCUAGAUCCUGGACUGGGCAGCCACCUGUCAUGCAGUCUCCAAAUAACACAGCUGCUUCAGUGUCGCAGUCGCAAAACCACAAUCCUUUCUAUACCGUGGAAAAUCACAAUGUUUUGAGUCCGUAUGGAGAGGUAGUCCUUCGAACAUUCAAAUGCCAGUUUUGUGAGAAGGAAUUUCGAGAGAAAACUAAUUUGAAGGUUCAUUUGAGAACACACACCGGUGAACGUCCGUUUAAAUGUUUCUUAUGCGGCAAAGACUUCUCUCAUAGUUCUAACUUGAAGCAACACGAAAGGGGGGUUCACAAAUUGCCAAGCCGUUUACCGCAGUACAAACAGCAGUUUUACAAUGAGUUUAAUAAACUGGCAUCUGAGCUGUACCCAAACACCUCUCUAUCUGGAUCAAACCUCCCAUCAGAGUACACAUGUAGUGGUGCUUUACCAGACAUUGGAACUAACAGAGAUAAUGUGGCUUGUCAGGAUCGGGACAAAUUUUUUGCAAACAGUGGAGUUAUCAAAACUGAGAAUUUUGAAGAUGAUGAGACUCUGGCUUCUGAAAUGAAGGAACCGUUGGUUUCUGUUUAGUCUCUGUAAAAAUGUUGAUUUAUGUGGUUGUAAAAAUGGUGUAUUUAUGUUGUAGAAACAAUUGUAUUUGUGUGUUUUAAAUUUGAAGUGUUACAACAAGAUGGUAGAAGGGUGCAUUAUUCUGGUUUGAAUAGUUAGAGAAAUUUAAGUGUGUAGCUGAAGUGGUGAAGGAAACAGAAAAAUGGUCAGUUUAAAAAUCCAAAAAGGUUAGUGAAAUAUCAAUGACCCUUACAUCUGUAUCUAAAUUGUUGUUAAAGUGUGUGUUGUACAGUGUAAUAAAUUACAUAGCUUCAUCUAGCUUUCCCUUAAAAUGUUUUGAAUCACAAAACUCACAGGUUGUUGGUCAACAGGGGAAGAAUGGAAAGACGGACCAGUUUUGUGAGGUUCUCUUAUAAUUAAAUAAAUUUAUGGGAUUUCUUUGUGGAACAUAUGUUAUUUAGUUCAAAUAAGGUGUUGAAACUUAGGUGCUUUAUUGGUCAUUGAAUAUUUGAAAAAAAAUGACUGAAAUUUUAACAGUUUUGUAACAGAUUUUCAAAUUUUUCGGUUUUACCAACCUAGAAGGGUAGUUCUAUAGAACCAAAAAGUAGAAGGUUCACCACCGUCUAUUUCACUCUAGAUAUUUCCCAAAUCCUGUACCAAGGGUUCAAGUUUUAAUUUUAAAGUUGUUUUACUAACAACCUACUGUGUUAUUCAGGUGAAACUUUGUCUAUAUUUCUGUCAUCUACUCCAGCAUCAGUGAAAAGUUAUCCCAUUACAUUUCUCUACAUUUUGUCAGAGUUAACAGGGCCUGUUAGUUAUCAUUGUAUAUAUGUUACCAAAAUAUAUUAAAGAUCAUUCACUUGGCAAAUCAGUAAAUACCAUUUUUAUUACAAAUGAAAUUUGACCUUUUUUAUUACAAUUAAAACUUGAAUGUUAGUUAUUGUAAUUUUUUUUCCAAAAUAUAGUUUAAAUUUUUUAUUGUAAGUCCUAUAAUCAAAAGGACUCAAAUGGUCUUAUUAUUAGUUAGGGAUUUUGCAGCUCAGUUUUGUUCUAAGAGUAUGAAAUAAAUAAAUUUUUAUUUAAUGUGGAAUGUUUUAAGAUCUAUUUAUUUUUACUGAAGCUGUCAGAUAUUUUUUAAGAAAUGCCUUAUCUAAUAAGCGCUGCUACCUCCAUGUUGGGAAACACAUGCAUAAUAUAUUCAUACUUUGCUUUACUAUCAAAUCGUUGUGUUUUAUGUGUAUAUGUGGCCCUAUUUUAAUAUUCUUGCCAUGCGUUAUUUGCCUUUGUUAUUUAUUAUGUCCCCCUUUGAAGAAGAGGGGGUAUAUUGCUUUGCACAUGUCGGUCCGUCUGUCCGUCCGUCCACCAGAUGGUUUUCGGAUUAUAACUCAAGAACGCUUAGGCC
This is a messenger RNA of Dreissena polymorpha, 2947 nucleotides long. RefSeq lists its product as uncharacterized. The coding region runs from base 97 to 1566 and encodes 489 amino acids. The record is from RefSeq and is a predicted model, not a curated record. The transcript has 4 exons. Lineage: Eukaryota; Metazoa; Mollusca; Bivalvia; Myida; Dreissenidae.